Molecule: messenger RNA, 2307 nt
Organism: Pygocentrus nattereri (red-bellied piranha)
Lineage: Eukaryota; Metazoa; Chordata; Actinopteri; Characiformes; Serrasalmidae
Gene: zc4h2
Product: zinc finger, C4H2 domain containing
Exons: 5
Coding region: 16-843 (275 amino acids)
Biological process (GO): positive regulation of neuron differentiation
Cellular component (GO): nucleus
Source: RefSeq, a predicted model, not a curated record
AAUCCCCGGUUCAGCAUGUCGACCGAGCGGAUCAUCAUCCUCCUCAGCAGCAGCAGCGGCAGCCUGGCUGCCUCCCACCUCCCACCUCCCACCGCCUACCGCCUGCCCAGCAGCAACAAGUCGGACGCCCCCUGUCGCCACGCUUGGGCGGCAGGCAGAAAGCGGAGAGAGAGCGAUCGAUUCGGAUGUGCGGAGCCGACUCUUUCCAAGCGCCCGGUGCAGAAUAAGACGGUUCAGAUGGAGAAGCUGAAGGCCCGUUUGCGGAGCGAGUUCCAGGCCCUGGAGAACGAGGAGAAGCACCUGCGGGAAUAUAAACAGGAAAUGGAUCUCCUGCUGCAGGAGAAGAUGGCGCACGUGGAGGAACUGCGGCUAAUUCAUGCUGAUAUUAAUGUGAUGGAGAACACUAUAAAGCAGUCUGAGAGUGAUCUGAAUAAGCUGCUGGAGACCACGCGGAGGCUGCACGACGAGUACAAGCCACUGAAGGACCACGUAGACGCCCUCCGAGUGACCCUGGGGCUCCAGAGACUGCCGGAGCUCAGCCAAGAGGAAGAGCGACUCUCUCUGGAUUACUUUGAGAAGCAGAAGGCUGAGUGGCAGACCGAACCUCAGGAACCCCCGAUCCCAGAAUCCUUAGCGGCGGCAGCAGCCGCGGCUCAGCAGCUCCAGGCAGCAAGAAAGCAGGACGCCCGACAGCCGGCAACUUUCAGACAACAGCCCCCACCCAUGAAGGCGUGUCUCUCCUGCCAUCAGCAGAUCCACCGGAACGCUCCGAUCUGUCCUCUCUGCAAAGCCAAGAGCCGCUCGCGCAACCCCAAAAAGCCUAAGAGGAAACCCGACGAGUAACUCAACACAGACAGCACUCACGUCCAUGGACACUCGUCCAUUCCCACUGCUGAGUAGCCUGCUUGGCGUCCGGUCUCUGAGUUCUCCUCUUCCUCUUUACUGAUUUCUGAUCAUGUUCUCACCAUUUCAGGUGUGCAGUACUAAGAUAUGUUAGAUUUCGCAUCAUUUUCAUUGUUUGAUUUUUGUACUGCUGUAACGUCUGUAUCGUUUAAAAUCGACUGAACAAAGUUCACAGGGACUCUUUUCUUAGGAAGGUUUGUAUGUUCCAGAGCUGAUUCUGGAGCACACUUGGUUCUAGAAACAAUUCUGGUACACAGUCCGUUCCAGAGCCGUUCUUGAUUACAGAGACACAUUUUUAGGAAGGUUUGUAUGUUCCAGAGCUGAUUCUGGAGCACACUUGGUUCUAGAAACAAUUCUGGUACACAGUCCGUUCCAGAGCCGUUCUUGAUUACAGAGACACAUUUUUAGGAAGGUUUGUAUGUUCCAGAGCUGAUUCUGGAGCACACUUGGUUCUAGAAACAAUUCUGGUACACAGUCCGUUCCAGAGCAGUUCUUGAUCACAGAGACACAUUUUUAGGAAGGUUUGUAUGUUCCAGAGCUGAUUCUAGAGCACACUUGGUUCUAGAAACAAUUCUGGUACACAUUCCGUUCCAGAGCAGUUCUUGAUCACAGAGACACCUUUUUAGGAAGGUUUGUAUGUUCCAGAACACUUUCUGUUCCAGAAUAGCCCAAGAUCCCACUCCAUUCCAGAGCUGAUUCUUGAAUCCCAGAGGCUGUCAUAGAAUGCUUGGUGCCGGAGACGAGUUGCACAACAGUUUUCGAGCACAGUAUGUCCAGGAACUGAUCCUUCAACACCACUGCAGAGCAGGUUCUAGAGUGUUAUACAAUACAUUCAGCCCUAGAGCCGGCUCUGGAGCUGACUUGGUUUCUAGAGGCAGUUCUGCAACACACUCAGUUCCAGAGCCAGCUCUAGCGCUCACUAGGCUCCUGAGACAAUUCUAGGAUGCAUUCAGUGGGCAGAUCAGUUCUAAGAUCACACUCCGUUCCAGAGCCGAUUCUUGAAUUCUAGAGCCUGUUCUAGAAUGCUUGAUGCCGGAGACAAGUUCUACUUGCUGAGCAGAUUUAGAUCACCAGAACUGAUUCCUGAAUAGCAUUCCAGAGCUGCUUCUAGAGUGCACUUGUUUUUUCAAGGAAGUUAUACAAUACGUUCAGCCCCAGAGCUGGCUUUGGAGCUCACUAGGUUUUUAGAGGCAGUUGUACAACACACUCAGUUCCAGAGCUGGUUCUAGAACACCCUUGGUUCUAGAACCCCCUGUGGAAAUGUUGGAGAAUUGCAGAAAGCCUGCAGGUUCUCUACAGCACAUUCAGUCCUGUUGAUGAAGUCCCUGUGUUCUCGUAUUAUUUGUGUAGAGUGGCUGAUUGUAUGCGUAUGUUUUUUAUUAUUAAACUCUAAUAAUCGCUGAA